This is a messenger RNA of Scomber japonicus (chub mackerel), 6181 nucleotides long. It is a transcript of the gene tp53inp1, whose product is annotated as tumor protein p53 inducible nuclear protein 1. The coding region runs from base 528 to 1442 and encodes 304 amino acids. Gene Ontology annotation, biological process: positive regulation of DNA-templated transcription; autophagosome assembly. NCBI's taxonomy places the organism in Eukaryota, Metazoa, Chordata, Actinopteri, Scombriformes, Scombridae. The record is from RefSeq and is a predicted model, not a curated record. Gene Ontology annotation, cellular component: nucleus; autophagosome. The transcript has 4 exons.
UGGAGCCCCACAACAACAACAAAAGAAGGAGCAGUCGGGUUUAUAGGGGGACUGAAGGAAAAGAAAAAGCUGCACCGCGCUGCACUGUGACUCCCGAUGUACAAAAAAAGGAACUAACAUUUUUUAUAUAUAUAUAUUAAUAUAUUUUAUUUCUUCCGCGAAGAAACACCCUCAAAGUUUUUCUAUUUUUCGGAAAAAAGCAGCCUUAACUACCUCAAUUUUCUCAUUUUUAAAGGAUUUUUUCGGAGCUCGUUUACAUCCUCUUGCUUCUUUUCUGCCGCAGGUCUUCUCUUAGUUUCCGUCGUUGACUGAUAGCAGCUGAGUGAUGAGCGAUGUCCUUCCUGCUGCUCAGAUGAUCCAUGACCACGCAGGCUAUUGAUGCACUUUAGCACCGUUUCCGGAGCCUUCCUCCCCCCCUUCGCCGCCGUGAACCCCCCGCAGCUGAUGACCAAAGCGCUCGCCACACCCCCCCGCCGUCGCCCCGAGCCACGCGCCUCCCCUAGCCCCUCCCUCGACCCACCCCCAACAUGUUCCAGAGGUUCACCAGCGCUCUGUUCGGGGACGACGCGGACGAGCUGAGCCGAUGCAGCCGAGCCGGAGACGGCAAAGAGGAAGAGGAGGAGGACGAAGACUGGAUCCUGGUCAACUACCUGGCUGAAGCCUGCUCCAGUCAGUGUGGCGACGGCCGCUCUGGAUCCACCGUCAGCCCGAAGCCAGAGGAGGAAGUGGAGGACGAGGAGGAGGAGGAUGAUGAUGAUGAGGAAGACUUGGUGAUGAUCCCCUCCCCGAUGGCGAGCCCCCCCAUCCGCUAUGCCUCCUGCACCUCCCUCAACUCCACGGCUGACACAGACCCGGACGGCGGCGGCGAGGAGGUGGAGGAGGAUGACGAUGAUGAUGAUGAGGAAGAGGAGGGGAGUGGGUUCCUGCGCCUGGACGCCUGCUCCCUGGAGGAGAGCUGGUUCGUCACCCCCCCUCCCUGCUUCGGGGGCCGCAGCCAGCCGGUCCUCCUGGAGACGAACCCUCUGGAGAACCUGCUGAUCGAGCACCCCAGCAUGUCCGUCUACGCCCACCGCAGCCCCCCCCGCCUCACCCUCGACCCCCUACCCCGCUCCCUCGACCUGGAGCUGGGCCUGUUGCCUGGCAACGUGCCCGCCCCCCCGACGGCCUCCGGGGGGAAGGAGAAGGGCAGACGCACGCUGGACGGGCCGCGUCACAGGCCAGACGUGGCGGUUGUCCAGCGUCGCUCCACCCUCCACUCAGCCUGUUACGCUGCGGCUCUGUCGGCCCGCGCCGGCCUCCUGCAGCAGCGUCCCGGCCUCGCCGCCGCCCAGCACGGCCAGCCGCUGUCCCGUAACGCUCUGCGUCGCCUCAACCUGCUGCGCCCCCCCAAGGCCGGCAGCAUGCACCUGCACCAGCCCAGCCAGAGACACCUCAACUUCUGAGGCCCUGGCUGCGUCCGCCUACAUCAUCAUCAUCAUCAUUAUCAUCAUCAUCAUCAUUAACAACCAUGAUCCUUUAAGCAGUAUAAACUCACACUGGACACACACACACACCUACACCUACACACACACACACACACACACACACACACACACACACACACACACACCAGCAACAGCAGCAGCCAUCAGUUACACACCACAGUCUAAGAAUCGGAUCAGAUGGUGAAAUAGGGGAACAUGGCUGGUGUUUUAUCUUCUAAAUUUGAUCAAAUCAUGUGUGUGUUUGCCUCCUCUUCCUCUUCCUCUUCCUCUUCCUCCUCCUCCAUAUCGAUGCUGAGAAGAAGGGAUGUGAAAAGAAAAAGGUCAUCAUAUCUCCUCCUCCUCUCACGCUUUCUAUUUCUGUCCAAUCACAGAGAGGAAGAGUUGUCCCCCUUCCUUCUCCUCCUCCUCCUCUUUCUGCUUCUUCUUCUUCUUCUUCUUAAUGAACGACUUUAUAUGUGUAGAAUCAAUGCUGUAGGUCACUUUACUCAGCGGCGGGUUCAUGCCCCCCCCUUCCCCCUCCUCCUCCUCCUCCGAGGCACGGAUGGCGAUGCUGAUAUCAAUGGCAGGAUCAUCAGGUAACCUUUUGGGCAACUUCUCAGGACAUCCGGAGACAUUUCAGACCCCAAAAAAUCACUUGAACAGGUGCAGUUUUUAAUGCCCAAAAAGUUGUCAGUCGUAGUCGUGAUGCUUUUUUAAAGGAAAAAUCCCCUCAAAUCAUCUCAACAUUAGUUUGUGGCUUGUCUUGUGAGCUCUUGCAGUCCCCAUGAUGCCUUUCAACUAGUCUAUAGUAUAAAUAUAAAGGGAUACUCUGGGAAUUUUACAUGUCAAACUCAACUCAACACACUUUUUUCUGCUGCCUCUCUGCUGCUCUGUUUAUAAACUCAUAAAGGGGUUUUGGAGGGUUUUUUUUUUUUUUUUUUUUAGCAGGGCGUCUAAGUGGAAAGAUGCUAUCAAAACUGCAUCAUGGGAAAUGUAGGACGCAGUGUUUUUAUGGAGCUUAUUAGGGACUAAAACUCAGGAUAUUUUUUUUUUACGCCUCUACUGCUUCAACUGCAAAAUGCCCCGACUUUUCUGGAAGUGCAAUAUAAAUAAAUCACUGUAGAAGAGAUUUUAAAACCUUCAUUUUAAAGAAUUCCUUGCAGAGAAAAGGCUUUCUUCACUCCACCUAUAAGAUAUUUUUAAAAAGAGCUGACAGAGAUCCAGGUGCAACCGUGUUGCAUCCGGCAUGUGUCACAACUGAAACACGAGAAACAGAACAGAGACUUUUUUUCUUACUCAAAACCUUAUAAACCUUGUAGCUGCUUUUGUAUUCUUAGUUUCUGGGUGAUUUUUCCUUUCCACGCUGAUGAUCGACAGAAGCUCUUAAAAUGACAAACUGUUGAAGGGCAGAAGCCUAAAAGAAAAGAUACAUAGUAAUGAAUGAAGUCGGCGAUGGAAAAUCAAUCAUUAAUAGCUUCUAAUGACAGCUUUACAGCAUUUUUAGGGGAUUUUUCCUUUAAUUUCCUGCCUUUUUUAAAUGUAAAAACCCUUCUGCAGCAUCACUCUGCCGUGAAAUCCAACAGUUCCUGCGGUGGCGGCGGUGGCUUGAACCUGCCUCUGACUUUAAUAAUUCAGUACUUUUCACAAUAUUUUCUUGAAAAAAGAAAAAGAGAAAAAAAAAAAACAACUGUAAAAAUUACUGGGUUAAAUAUCACUAAACGCCUUGUUUUAACGGUAGCUUUGAGAUGAAUAGUAAAAAGAAAAAAUAAAUAAGAAAAAAAACUUCCAAAAUAUUUUUUUUAAAAAGAAAAAACAAAUUUACAUAUCAGUAUGAAGUUGGUAUAUAUGCGUCUACGGUUUCCUUGCUUAGGUAUGUUUGGUUAUGUUAGUGUGCAAACUGUUUGCAUGGUUGUAGAGUUGUGUUAGUGUCACGAUGGUUGGAGAAAAAAAAAAGAAAAUGGAAAAAUGGUAUUCUUUUUAUUAUUAAUUUUUGUUUUUGUUUUGUUUGCUCUUAAAAUUAAAAAAAAAAAUCUGCAGUCCACUUCUCAGGGUCACAACCAAUCACCUUUACACUUUUAGUUUUUUUUUAGGAAAAUGCAGAUUUACUUGACGGCUGAUGAUUCUUUGUGCGUGCUCGGACUUUUCCAGCUCUGUCCCCCUUUUUUUUUUCUGCAGGCGAGCUUUUCCUUUUCUCUCUCUUGUGAAAAUGUUUGUGAGAAAUAAUUGACUUUUUUAUUUUGGGGGAGUUUUUAUUAGUGUCUCAGAAUCUUAUCUUGGUCCUGUGAAAAUGAACUCUUGGCGCUCUCAGUCGACUGUUGGAUAUCCAUCGAGAAAAAAAAAAGAGAGAAAUUGUUGGUGUUUGUUUUGUUGUUUUUUUUGCUCAAGUGUACCUAACAUGGUUUUUAGAAAAUGUACUUUAAUGCUUUUUAAAAUAUUCUGUUUUCCAUGUUAACUUAGUUACAGUUUGUUUAAAAUAUUUAAACCAAAAAAUGUAGCAAUGAUCUUUUAACUUUUUAAAGUUUAGUUUUAACAUGUUUUAAGUUUUUUUUUGUUAACGGUUUCUUGGCGUCGGCACUCUGAAAUGUCUGAAAUCUGAAAUGUUGGACUGUCAGUUGUUGUUUAAUGUGUCUGCUGUAGAGAAAAACUAAUGGAGACCGAGCCGAGUCGCCACACUGCAGGAAGAAAUCCAUCUUAUCAUCCAUCCAAAAAAAAGUCACUGAAUCUACGGAAGCCCAUUAGAGCCAAAAAACGUUUAAAUUAGAAUAGUUAGAAUUAAAAAAACAAAGUCUUAAAGUCUGAAUUAGGAGAUAUUAUGUGAUAGAAAGUCAAAAUUAUACCAACGAUUUCCUGAUUUUUGUCUAUUUAACUCAAAAUAUGAACAUCGCUCACAUUUUUUAAGUUAAAAGUUUAAAUAAGUUGGUGUAUCGUCUAAAAAAAGACAUAUUUAGCUAAAAUGUUGUCUUGUGAAGUAAAAAAUUGAUCAAAGUUUUGACUCAUUAUCUCAAACUUACGAUUAUCAUUUAAAAAGUCAGAGUUUUGAAAUAUUACUUCCUAAUUAACUUUCGAUUAUCUCAAAUUUGGACUUAACAUGUUUAUUUUCUUGUUGUAUUCUUAAGUUUUCGUGUUUUUUUUGUUGUUGUUUUUGUUUGGCGUGAAUGGGCUUCCGUAUAAAAACCUCACGUUGAAACUUAACAUCUGAGUUUUCUGAAGAUCUUUUGGGGAAAAUCUACUCACUAAAUUCACCAACUGUGAUUAUCUUUGUGUUUUUAGACGAUCUCAAAACAGGAGACGGCCUUUAACUUUGAAUAUUUUGUUGAUUCACUCCAAAAGAAAGAGAAAAUCCAACUUUAAAAACACCAAAAGUAAAUGAUAAAAAUAAAAUAAGUCAGUUUAAAGGCGUGAAUCUCAUUUUAAAGAAGCUCAGACACAAAAUUAAAACAGAUUCAGUCACUUAUUUAAAAAUGUUAUUCUAUUUUUUGCAGUGUGUGUUUUCCUGAAUCUCCAGUUUUUGUCUCUGUGGUUGUUUUAUUUUGCCGAUGGGACGGUAGCAUUAAUAAGAAAGCACUAACAAAGCGUUUGUUAGGUGUGUGUAUGGUUCGCUGUAAAUACUGAUGAUGAUAAUGAUAGUGGAGUGACUCUCUCUGACUCUGGUUGUAUUUAAGCUUUUUUUUUUUUUUUUCAUUUCAUUAUUUCCUCGAAUGUCUCUCUCUCUCUCUUUACUUAUCGAGCUUUGCAAUCAUGGACGAUGUUGAGUUUUUUUUUCUCGUGUGUGUGUGUGUGUGUGUGUGUGUGUGUGUGUGUGUUAAAAUGUUUGUUUUUAAAAAGGACAAACUUAAAAAUAAAAAAGGCAGAAGGGAUCGGAGGAGACUUGCAGUGAGGAUUUUGUCGUCUCCUCGUAUGCUGUCGGGAGACUUUAUUAGUUUCUGUUCUCAGUUUCAUCUCUCUAUCAUUAGACUAACAGGGAUUUAUAAUGUUUUUUUUAUUUUAUUUUAAUGCCUUGAAAUUUGUGGAUCACGUGCCUUCCAGGUUGAAAUGUUGUAACGACAAUGCAUCAAUGAAGAACUUGAACUCUAUCUUUUUUUCUUUUUUUUUGUAUGUCCUGAUUGGACGUAAUAAAUAAAAAAACAGACAUCAGACACCAACUAUGCACCACUUGGUGGAAGCUUGCCCCCCUCCUCAUCCUCCUCAUCCUUCUCAUCCUCACUCUGCUCAUGUACAGCUUUUAUAAAGACUCAACAAACCAGACAGAAAGAUGUAGCAAAACCUCUUUUAUUAUUAUUUUUUUUCUUCCCUGUUGUUCAUUUAAAAAAAAAAGAAAAAAGUGUGAAGAAUAUUUUGUGGCAUUUUUUUUAUUUUUCACCAAGUGUUAGACAUUUUGCUUUUGUUUUUUGUUUUUGUUUGUUUGUUGUAGUUUACUGGAAUAAUACAGCACUUUGCCAAAUAAAUAAAUAAAUAAAUAAAAAAAGGUGUAGGAAUUUUUAGGGUUAACUUUUAUUAUUAUUAUUAUUAUUAUUAUUAUUAUUUAUCAACAUAACUGGUCUCCUUUCUUUGUAUUUUGAGAUGUUCGACAGAUCAAUUCAGUUCUGUUCUGAUGUCAGAAAAAGAAAAAAACAAUGCUAAUUAAUGAAAAAAAAAAGUGGGGUCAUCUGUUUUCAAACUAUAAUAGUUAAUAUACAUGUGAUCUCUUAUUAGCCUAAAAUAAAUGUUUUCAUACGCAA